AUGGCGAAUUCUCCACCAAAACUUCAGGAUCCAAGAAGCUUCUCCAUACCAUGUAAAAUUGGUUCUGAACUCAUACCGAGAGCUUUCUGCGACUUGGGGGCCAGUGCUAGCCUACUUCCAUACCCAAUGGGGAUAGUGGAAGAUAUACCAGUUGAAGUGGGUGGAUGUAUAGUUCCCACAGAUUUCAUUAUCUUGGAUAUGGAGGAAGACCCUAAGAUAUCGAUUAUCCUUGGAAGACCAUUCCUUGCCACAGCUGGAGCCAUCAUCAAUGUAAAAAGUCACAGGUUAUCCUUGGAGAUCGGCAAAGAGAAGAUUGAGUUUGAUUUAUCAGAUCCCUCCAUCUGUAACCCCUCUUUUCAGGGAAAUUUUUGCAAGAUCAACAUGCACAAAGUCGAGGGAGUGCAAUUUCCAUGA
Molecule: messenger RNA, 414 nt
Organism: Zingiber officinale
Lineage: Eukaryota; Viridiplantae; Streptophyta; Magnoliopsida; Zingiberales; Zingiberaceae
Exons: 2
Coding region: 1-414 (137 amino acids)
Source: RefSeq, a predicted model, not a curated record